AUGUUCUCUGACAGCAGGACUCCAGCGCCGGGGGAGCAGAAAGGCUUCAAGCCGCACGCCCCUCACUUCAUCCCCUGGCUGCGCAAUAGUCUGAAGCCCCACCACAGCAGUGACCUGGGGCUCAAUGGACCGUACAAAUCCAGCUCAGAGGCCCGCAACAACCUGACCCCGCUGGAGAAAGCCAAAGGGAUCGGCUUCUUCUCCAUCCAGGGAAAGGAGCGGGCAAAGAAGGGGGAGGUUCGGUGUAAUGGCGUGGGGAUGGCGAGGAUGCUGCCAGUGGUGCUGCGGGGGCAUCACAUCCUGCCAGGGAGUCUGGGGAAGCAGAGGGAGGACAGUCCUGCCAGGUGGAACCAGUCUCCAGAGCUGGAGCCACUCCCCAAAGCACAGAGCAGUCCCGGGGACGGCCCGCAGGGUCUGAGCAGCAGCUCCACAUCUGCACAGGACAACCACACCUUUGUUAGGAACCACAGCAGCCACCAGAGUGACGGGACUAGCACCUCAGUCAGGAAAUACGGGCCGCUAGUGAGACCCCCUCCUGUUUCCGUCCCUGCACUGCUCAUUGAGGAGCCAAACUGUAAGGUGCCUGUUGUGGUGGACCUGGAGGACAGGAGGGGGAAGGUGUGGGACUACGCAAGCAGCACCACCUACCGCAAGAGAGACCUCCAUUCAUCCAGCUGGGUGAGCUCAGACACUAAGGGGCUGAUAGAAAGGCAGCAGGGCUUCACCUCCAGCUUCAGCUACAUCAAACAACAGAGCAGGAACUCCCAGAGCCAGAGAGACCUGAGGGAACCACCUGUGGAGGGUUUCAACGGGCCGCUCAAUGGAGUCAUCUUCUCCACUGAGGUUCCUCCGAGAGGCCUGGGCUGCACCACGACUCUGCGAGGCCCCAGGAAACCCAGACCAAACUCAGAGCAUAUCGCGGCCCCGGGCCAGAACCAGACGUGGGUCCAAUUCAGGCCGACUAAUGCAGGGGAGUCACAGAGGAAAGAAUCAGGCUGCAGCAGGAAAGUGGUUCGAAACCAGAUUAAACGGGUGGUGAACAACCUGGAGCAGGUUCUUACAGCGCUGAGGGAUGUUCACCAGGAAAUGAAAGAGGUGGUGCAGCAGAUUGACUAUCUUACCUCAUCCAUUGAUCUGAAUGCGGAGGAGCAGCAGGGGACUGAAAGAGGCGAUAGCAGCUCCAGUUCUGCUUCCAGCUCCAGCGAAGUGACAAUAGGCAGCAUCCAUCGGAGGCCCUCAGAGCCUGAGGACCAGCCAGGAACCACAGACUCAUCUGGCAGCCUCAGGAGAGGUCAGCACAACAGGAGCCAGUCUCCAACAAAUGUGCUGCUGUGCCCGGUAAACUCUGAUUUUUCAUCAGAGAGGAGUCGAACUCUUCGGUUCAGCUGCAGUCCGGGGUCUUCUGCCAGACAAGGAGGGCCGCUGCAGAACAACAAUAAUCUUCCUUCAUCAAAUCCUUCUCAGAACCUCACCUCCCAUGAUAUUUCUUUGUCUCCCCAAAGAAGCCUCCCAGUCCGGCCUCCCACUCCUGGUCUAUCUCCACUAACAGUAAACCUCCAUCACCCCAACAGCCCUGGUUCUCAGCCUCACUCCCCUGGGCCAUCCUCCUCCAUCAGGGUCAGCCCUGUUUCCCCUCUGUCUCCAAAGCCUCACCCGCCCCCCACUCUCAGCCCGUCUGUCAUCAUUGAGAACAGGCUUGGGUCUUAUCAGACCCCACAAAGCGACCACCCAUCUGCCGGUCUCCUCUCCCCAUCGUCAGCCCAGCCUCCGUCUGCCAGCUGCCCACCCACUGACUCAGAAACUGUGUCCAACACUGACCGAGAGAGGCGAGCAUCCUCAGCGGGACCUGUUCACAGACCUUCACAGGUGUGCUCUGCCCCCGCAGCCACAGCUAAAGCACCAACAGCGCAGGGCCGCAGAGGUCGUAAGCCUCCUCCGUACCCCCACAACGGACCCUUUGAGCACACAAAGAAGGCGAAGGAGCCCCGCAAAGCUCCUCCGUAUCCUGAGAAAAGAAGGCUGCUCUCGACCACAGUGUGAGACAAUGCAGCAGGAGGGGAGGCUGAUCGAACAGAGCCGCAUUCACAGCACCAGCCGCAAGAGUGGAGAGUGAUUUAAGGCUCGCCAAGUUGAGCUGAGACCAAGUUUCCAAGGUGACAGGACGCAAAAGCAACUUGGGGGCACGGAGCCAGAGCAGGAGGAGGAAACAUGUGCUCUCACUAAUGACAGAGUGUCAGGACUGCCCUUGCUGGGGGAAGGAGGCGUGUCAAGGUGUGCUUCACUUCAGCGGCGACCACAUCAGACACGGCAGACCUCCGCUAAGUGACUGAGCUCGGGACGAGUCCAGACAUUAACCUUCCAGCAGACAUUACGUGCACAGAUACGGCAAGUCUGACUUCCAGGGGAAAUAAAGGCUUUUCUGUUUCUUUGACUGCCUGUGUUUGUUGGAGUUUGUCAGAGUUGGUUUGAGCUGCUGGGAUGAAACUCAAACCACCUCUAAAGGACAACGGAUCUAAAAAUGUACAUGGACACAUGGAGCACGUGAUGGGUUUCCAUGGAUACACAAGUAUUAGUUGAAGGGAUGUGCAGUAAAGCAAAAGACAGGUCCAAAGUGCAAGUAAAAGCGUGUAUUAUUAAAUUCUACUCAGGACUGAGUGGUCAGGUACAUUCAGCAAGGCUCUGGCUCUCAGAUGAUGCAAGGUGACAUUUAAUCUUAUGCAGCCAGACUAUUUUUUAUCUGACUGGAGAAAUAAUUAGGAGGGAAAAAAGGUACUGUAAGGUAGGUACUUCAAAGUACUAAAACUGCAAACAGUCAAUGCUUUUCUAAUUGUGGUUUAAUUGAUUAAACGUUUAAACUACAAAUUUAUUAAUUGAACAUGCAAAACAUUCUUUUGUUCCAGCUGAGCAAUCUGAAACUAAUUUGGCGCCAUUUUUUUUUUUUUUUUACAAACAAUUAAUCCAUAAAUUAAGGGAUCACCAGGUUAAAAAUUGCACAGGACAAAAAUUGAAGCACUUUUGCGGAAACUUAACCAAAACUUUUCCAGACUCUCAAAGCCUUUAUCAUUGUAUUUGAAUUAUUAUAAAUGCAAAAAUAAAGUUUACAGAAUUUAUUUAUACACACAGCAAUAAAUGUAUGUUGUCACUUUAUUUUACCAGCUCUUCAGACCAACUUUGUGUGGUUUGAUCAUGAUUAUUUAACGUUGGGUUAGGGUCAAGUUUAAGAUGCCAGGAGAAAAAUACCAAACAAAAUGAGGUGGGUAAUUUAGCUAAUCCUGCUCAUAAAUGAUGAAUUUAAAGGCAUACUAUGCAGAAAUUGUUGCUUAAUGUCUGUAAAUACAACAUUCAUGCUCUUCGACUCAACAAAAAUGAAAGCAAAUCCCAGAUUCACUAGUUUUCGAACUUGCUUUGUCCACUAUGUGUUUUGCAACAUUAUAUUUCCAUUUCUUCAGCGCCCUAUCUGCCAUUUCCAUAACUUUAUGACCAAAGUGUGACACCCAGAAAUGAAUGGUAAAAAGGAAAUACAGCCAGAGAAAGGAAAAUCCUGCAUAUCGUACUUUUAAGACUUCUCUUAACACCAUUUAUGCAGAAAUGUUACAUGCAUUUCACAUAAAUAUGCAUAAAGAUAAUGCAGGAUAGAGGCACCCUAUGGCAAAAUAACAAAUCAUGUCUUUACAUGUGACAAUGAUCUUUUCACAGAAGAUCAAAAGUGUAGGUGUGGACAGCUACCAGCUUUGCGGUAAAGCAAAGUAAAGAAAAACAAACUGCAAGACCAAAAAAAAGAAAAAGUCCAGCCUUAAUCUCCUCCCUGAGCCUGACAAAUGUGUUGCUGUAGUGCUGGUGCAUAGGUGGGUGCUUUAUUAUUUUCAGGCUACGCAAAACUGUUCAUCAACUGUGUUUUGCCUUGAUUUUCUGACAUUUGUGCAGACACUGUAAAUUCUGUGCUCCAAAAUUGUUUUGGGGCAAAAUGGAAUGAAAAGCUUUAAUCUCCACACUGACAGGAUGCAUUAAAAGUGUGCAGUAACAUUGAGGAAAAGGUUUUUACUUCACUUUGUCUCUGUUAGGCUGUAAAGUCCUGGGAGCUUCUAGCUGCCCACCAUAAGCUUGACUCCAACUAAUCACUCAGUGGGGGGAAAGCUGAGGAGCUCAAACUGAGGAGCACCUCCAGCACCUUAACUACACUCUGCAGGAUGUGGUGCAACUUACAAAUUACAACACUGAGAAGAACAAAGAAUGUGCAGAACGUUUAAGAUAAAACACGUAGUUUGUUGUUACUUUGGUAAGAACCUGCAUUGAAAUUGGGGUUUUGAGUCUGAGUCAGAAUAAAGACAAAUGCAAAAGGUCUAUUUCUUCCAUUGUUGUGUUUAAGUUUUAUAGUCUGACUGGGACUGCACAAUGUUAGGAGGAUAUGCAAUAUACUACUAUUGUUGAAUAUCAAGAUAACAAUAUUACUACUGCCUUUCUGUUGCGUUCAUUCUUUUAUUGAACAAAUUUAACAUUAAACUAAACAGAAAUGGCACAAAAAAAAUGUCAGUAACAGUUUAAGAUGCAGUUUUCUGCUGUUAUUCUCAUUAACUAUCUAAAAAAAUCCCUAAGUUCAAUAUUGCAGUCUUUUGAGAUGUGUUUAUUGCACAAGUUGACCUUGCAAGGACGGUUAAAAAAAACAAUAUUUAUGAUGCAGCUCUCAGUUUGACUUGUUUUAUGAUCUGACUGAUUAAGAGCUGCACAACAAACUGACGAUGUCAUGAAUAUCAAGCUGUAACAGACUGAUAUAGAAGCCAUGUUGUAUAUUGUUACCUUAAUUCUCAUAAUACAUGGCUGGAUGACAAUUAUGGAUUUUAUUACAAUAAACUCAGCAGAAGUUCAAUUCAGCCGUUAUCCCUGUUGAGGAUUAGUUGACUGAAAGGCUGCAACUGACAUUUAUUUUAUAUUAUUGAUAAAUCUGCCAAAAUAGUUUGGUCUGUAAAAAACUGGGAGGGAUAUUUUUCACUUUUUUCUGACACUUUAAAGUCUAAAUGUUUUGUUUAUUCGCCAAAACCCAAAUAUAUUCUCUUUAAUAUGAUGUAAAAGAGAAAAAAAAGCAGGAAAUCUCUGUAUUUCAGAGGCUGAAAACAGCAUUUUCUGCCAUUUUCACAUGAAAAAAAUAAGCAAACAAAAUAAUUGAUGUGGUGUUUAUCUUUCAAGCAACCUUUUAAUUAGUCAACUAAUCAUUGCAGCUCUAGUUGACGACAUAAAGAUGAGUUCAAGUAAACAGGACAGUUGCGUUUCUUUUA
Molecule: messenger RNA, 5270 nt
Organism: Centropristis striata (black sea bass)
Lineage: Eukaryota; Metazoa; Chordata; Actinopteri; Perciformes; Serranidae
Exons: 3
Coding region: 1-2040 (679 amino acids)
Source: RefSeq, a predicted model, not a curated record